Messenger RNA from Desarmillaria tabescens, 351 nucleotides. RefSeq lists its product as uncharacterized. The transcript has 6 exons. Lineage: Eukaryota; Fungi; Basidiomycota; Agaricomycetes; Agaricales; Physalacriaceae. Bases 1 to 351 code for a protein of 116 amino acids. The record is from RefSeq and is a predicted model, not a curated record.
AUGGAUGUCAUCCACGGUAUAGUGGAUAGGUGGACAUUCUACCCUGCUGGCGCGUCUUUGCUUGACCUCACGGGGAAAGUGGUUAUUGUUACUGGCGGAAAUACAGGAAUCGGCUAUUGGACCGUUUUACAUCUCGCUAGGAAAGGCGCCAAGGUAUACCUUGCUGCAAGAAAUGAAAGCAAGGCGUUGGACGCGAUCAAGAGCAUGACGGAAGCGGGUAUUGGAAAGCUGCAAGAGGACUUUCUGAGCAAAGAGAAGAGGCUGGAUGUUCUUGUUAAUAACGCGGCUUUUUUGACAGGUCCUUACAACACCGACCAGGAUGGUGUCUCCGAGGUUGUGAUGAUAAAGUAA